This is a messenger RNA of Mauremys reevesii (Reeves's turtle), 933 nucleotides long. RefSeq names its product taste receptor type 2 member 7-like. The transcript has a single exon. The record is from RefSeq and is a predicted model, not a curated record. Gene Ontology annotation, cellular component: membrane. Lineage: Eukaryota; Metazoa; Chordata; Testudines; Geoemydidae. Gene Ontology annotation, molecular function: G protein-coupled receptor activity; bitter taste receptor activity. Gene Ontology annotation, biological process: G protein-coupled receptor signaling pathway; sensory perception of taste; detection of chemical stimulus involved in sensory perception of bitter taste. Bases 1 to 933 code for a protein of 310 amino acids.
AUGCUUACUCCAGUUGUUCUCAUUUCUAUGAUACUUUUGGGAGUUGAGUCCCUUGUUGCAAGCCUGGGAAAUGGAUUUAUUAUAGUUGUGAUUUUCAUUGACUGGAUCAAAAGCAGAAAGGUGGCCUCUUGUGAGCUCAUUCUGACCUCCCUGAGUAUCUCCAGGUUUCUCCUACAAUGGAUUGUAAUGCUGAGCAACUUCAUCUAUAUCGUUUUUCCAAGGACUUCUGCACUAGGAUGCAAACAUAAAACAUUCGGAAUCCUGUGGAAUUAUCUAAACAUGGUCAGUCUCUGGUGUGCCACCUGGCUUAGUGUCUUCUACUCUGUAAAGAUUGCCAACUUCACCCAACCCUUCUUUCUGUGGUUGAAGCUGAGAAUUGCUUGGCUGGUGCCAAGGCUGCUCCUGGGGUCCCUGAUGGUUUCCUUGGUCAAUACCAUCCCAUUAGUCUGGAGUGAUGUUGGGGUUGAUCUAUGCAACUCAAGAAAAAGCCCAGAAGGAAACGCAACCUUGAAUGAUGCUAAGAAUAUCCCAUAUCUCUUCUUUAUGCCUAUGGAAAUUGUUGUAUCUGCCAUCCCUUUCAUCAUAUUCUUGUUUUCAUCCAUCCUAUUGCUCAUCUGUCAAUGGAAUCACACCAAGAAAAUGAAAAACAAUGUUACUGGUUUGAAAGAUCUCAGUGUGGCGGCCCAUACCAAUGCCAUGAAAUCUCUGCUCUCCUUCUUUAUCCUUUUCAUUAUAUAUUUUGUGACUAUAAUAGUCGUCAUGACAGACACAAUCAAAUUUCAAAACCCUGCACGUUUACCUUCUGAAGUUCUACUUUCUGCAUAUCCUUCUGGACACCCCAUUGUUUUGGUUCUGACCAAUCCAAAAUUGAAACAGUUGUCAGUGAAGAUUCUGUAUCAAAUCAAAUGCCAACUAAGAGAAGGGACUUAUUAA